This is a messenger RNA of Bipolaris oryzae ATCC 44560, 1554 nucleotides long. RefSeq lists its product as uncharacterized. The coding region runs from base 1 to 1554 and encodes 517 amino acids. Gene Ontology annotation, biological process: transmembrane transport. NCBI's taxonomy places the organism in Eukaryota, Fungi, Ascomycota, Dothideomycetes, Pleosporales, Pleosporaceae. The transcript is spliced from 4 exons. The record is from RefSeq and is a predicted model, not a curated record. Gene Ontology annotation, cellular component: membrane. Gene Ontology annotation, molecular function: transmembrane transporter activity.
AUGUCAAAAGACAUCGAGCUCCAACAACCCCACGCUUUCGGCAGCGACUCUCUACACAAGAAAGAAAGCGAGCUCAAAGGCCAAGCCGGAGAUCUCGAUGAAGCAAACAUAUUUCUAAGACAGCACAACAUUACACCAGACUACAUAGCCCAACUACUUGAUGACGAAGCAGCCAACAAGCGUGUAUCCCGGAAAGUCGACCUGCGACUACUCCCGCUACUAUGCGGGACCUACUUCCUCCAAUUCAUCGACAAGCAAGCGAUCAGCUACGCCGCUGUCUUCGAUCUCUUCGAGACAACCGGCAUCACCGGCGCACAGUACUCGUGGCUCGGCUCCAUCUUCUACUUCGCCUACCUGGUCGCUGAAUGGCCGUCCGCAUAUCUCGCUCAGCACUUCCCGACCGCCCGCGUGGUGUCCACCUACUGCUUCUGCUGGGGCUCCAUUAUGCUGAUUACCGCUGCGACGAAUAACUUUGCGGGGUUUGCAGCGAUGCGGUUUUUACUAGGGAUUUUUGAGUCUGUUGUUACGCCGGCGUUUAUGAUGAUCGUAGGUAUGUGGUACAUGGGCAACCAGCAACCCGCUCGCGCAGGCAUGUUCUACUGCUUCAACGGCAUGGGAUCCGCCAUCGGCGGCAUCCUGUUCUACGGCGUCGGCUACGCGAAGACUUUUACCGUCUGGAAAAUCAUAUAUUUGAUCUGUGGCAGUAUGACGGUGCUCUGGUCGUUACUGCUCUUCUUUAAACUCCCCGACAACAUCAUGUCCGCGAAGAACUUUUCCGUGGAGGAGAAAGCGCUGCUGAUUGCGCGCGCGGCCAAGAAUCGCACUGGUGUGUAUAAUCGGACUAUCAAGCCGCGCCAGGUUCUCGAGGCUUUGACGGAUGCGCAGAUUUGGUUACUUUUCGUUUAUGUACUCUUGAAUGAGGUUAUCAAUGGCGGGUUGGCCAACUUUGGUAAGCUGAUUCUCAAAGACGUGGCUGGUGGCGAUCCGCUGCGUACGACGCUGUACGGAAUUCCGGCGGGCUUUGCACAGGUGUUUUGGGUCUUUACGGGCCCGUUUCUUGCGUCUCGUCUGCCGAAUGCGCGUACGUAUAUGAUGGCGCUUUACCUGUGUCCUACUAUUAUCGGGACUACGUUGAUAUGGCAGUUGCCGCGGACGAAUCUGGCAGGGUGUCUUGCGGGCUACUAUUUGGUUGGCUCGUAUGUUGGCGGACUAGUCAUCGCACUUCAGUUUCCCGCGUCUAAUGUUGCCGGAUACACGAAGAGGACGACAGGAACGGCGUUUGUUUUUCUGGCAUAUUGUAUUGGUAAUAUCAUUGGACCCCAAGCCUUCCUAGCCAAAGAAGCCCCCAUCUACGAAACAGGCGUCAGGACAACCUUAGCUUGCGCAGUCGCCCAGUUCUUCCUCGCAUUCACCAUACGCGCAUUGCUUGUGCGACGAAACGCCCAGCGCGACCGCGAAGAAACUGAAAGCCACCAGGGUAGUACUGCCAGUGAUAUGGGCAUCAUUGAGGAUGCUACUGACUUUCAUAAUCGAAAGUUUCGGUACAGACUGUAG